This is a messenger RNA of Apiotrichum porosum, 756 nucleotides long. RefSeq lists its product as uncharacterized. Lineage: Eukaryota; Fungi; Basidiomycota; Tremellomycetes; Trichosporonales; Trichosporonaceae. The coding region runs from base 1 to 756 and encodes 251 amino acids. Gene Ontology annotation, biological process: mitotic spindle organization. The record is from RefSeq and is a predicted model, not a curated record. The transcript is spliced from 3 exons. Gene Ontology annotation, cellular component: dynactin complex. Gene Ontology annotation, molecular function: dynein complex binding.
AUGUCCUCGGCACACUCGUCACGUCCACACACGACCCUCCGGUCCCCGACCAAGCCAUCAGCAGCAGGGCACACGUCUGCGUCGUCACCGCGCUCGUCGCGACACGGCCACGGCCACGGCCACCCAGCACCGGUCGUCACCGCCAGCGCGGGCUGCUUCGUCUCUGCCGACGCCAGGAUUGAGGGAACUCUCAACCUCGGCAUCGGGUGUGUGCUGCAUCCGCGCUGUGCGGUCCUCGUUGGACCCGGAGCGUCCUUGACCAUGGGUUCCGGUUGCGUUGUGGAGGAGAACGCCGUCGUCCGCUUUGCAGGUCCCGGCGCGGCCACGCUCGGUUCCAACAACGUCUUCAUGGUCGCGUGCGUCGCGGACCUGGUCGCCGAUGCCGGGGGGAACAGCAUGGGCAGCUGGAACUCGUUCGCGCCCCGCAGCUGUGUCGAGGGGGUGCGCGUCGGUGACCAGUGCACGUUCGCCGCUGGGACAGCUACAAAUGCGUCGCACCCGUUCCUCCAGGUUAAAGGUGACGAGGGCAAGGCGGCGGCCGACAGCGACGGAGACGCGUUCAUGCGCACCACCGGCCACCCAGCCGCCGGCGCCGCGCCCCCGCUCGUGCCGUCGCGCACGGUCGUGCAUGGCGGCGCGUCAAAUGCGAGGACAUGGGAUGGGAGCGGGGAGAAGCAGGAGAUGGCGCUGCGGUCUGGCGCGACAGAGUACUUGAGGGAGGUGCUGCCAAAGUUCAACAAGCAACGAGCUCUCUGA